Molecule: messenger RNA, 1867 nt
Organism: Coregonus clupeaformis (lake whitefish)
Lineage: Eukaryota; Metazoa; Chordata; Actinopteri; Salmoniformes; Salmonidae
Product: 2-aminoethanethiol dioxygenase-like
Exons: 1
Coding region: 300-1064 (254 amino acids)
Cellular component (GO): mitochondrion
Molecular function (GO): oxidoreductase activity, acting on single donors with incorporation of molecular oxygen, incorporation of two atoms of oxygen
Source: RefSeq, a predicted model, not a curated record
CCUCUACGCAGUCCCUAUCACUGCGAACGUGAGGAUCAGAUAGGGUGGGAAAUGAUUCUGGACCGUGAAUAUUCUCUGGCAUUAAAACCAUAUUUUAUUACCAUAGAAAACGUUACAUUAUAACUUUAGACGCGUAUUUGCUUAGUUUGAACGUGGUCCCAUCCUUAAGUGACGAUCUUGUGUAAGAUUCGCAGAGAUAAGAGCGUUUUGAACUCGGUUAGUUUCUGCUGCCUGUUGCUCAGCUGCGUCUGAAGAAAACCAGCAUCGAUAAGCGUCGGUUCUGUCUCUCCAUCUGCAAAAUGCCACGGGAUAACAAGACGUCUCUCAUUCAGAAAAUAGCCAGCCAAGCCAAUAUCACAUUUAAAGAUUUCAAUGCAUCCGCAAUUGGGGACAACAAAGUAUUCUUGGACAACCGUGGGGAUCUAAUCAACCUGCUGACCGAAGUCAGGGCUGCAGACCUGAAGAUCGCGCAGAUGAAACCGAACGGCUCCCAUUCCGACCAAAGCCCACCCGUCACGUACAUGCACAUCUGCGAGACGGAGUCGUUCAGUAUGGGGGUGUUUCUACUGAACAGCGGGGCUUCCAUCCCGCUCCACGACCACCCGGGUAUGAACGGGAUGCUGAAGGUUCUAUACGGGAAGGUCAGUAUCAGGUGUUUUGACCUGUUGGAUAAACCUCCGGCCCAGUCGGAGAGUGAGACCCAGUUCGACCCGCCGCUGCUACCGUUCCAGAAGGACUGUCUGCGGCGAGCUGUGCUCAGGGCCACCACGUGGUUCACCCAUGACAGUAGUCCGUGUAUCUUAACCCCGCAUAGGGAGAACCUGCAUCAGAUCGACGCGGUGGAUGGACCUGCUGUCUUCCUCGACAUCCUGGCACCUCCGUAUGACCCGGAAGAUGGGAGGGACUGUCAUUAUUAUCAAGUCUUACAGACUGUUCCCGACGCAGACAGUAAGGUAGAGCCGCAGAAGGAGUGGGAGGAAGAGACGUGGUUACUAGAGAUAGGCCAGCCUGAUGGCUUCUGGUGUGGGGGUGAACCAUACCUCGGGCCCAAGGUCUCCUUCUAAUGUCUGUGUUGUAAAGGGAGGGAUACCAGUGACCAAAUAGGGGCUGCCAAAUUACUUUCAAAAUACUUUGAAUCGUUUUGAGUGGGACAUGAGUUGGAGCAACUGAAUGAACUGCAGGUGUCUUGGAUAUGUCUGGGAUAGGCUUUUAAUCACCUUAUUAGUUUCAAUAUUGAACUUUCUAUAUCUCCUGCAAACUUCCAAAGAAGAUGUUUUCAUCCUGACCAGCCUCAGAAACAUCCUAUGCUCUUAACACCAUUGUUUGUAACUGAAAAUAUGAUAUGCCUUAUGUGAGUAUUGAAUGUAAACUUAGAAAGCAUUUAUCAUUUCUUGUUUCCAAGUGCACACUACAUUUUAUAUCUUUCAUUGAUUUAUUCCAAACACAUAUGUGUGUAUGUAAACACUUAUUCUAGCUUUGUUUAUGCUUUAAGGUUUUUAUUUUUUUGGACAGCUGAAAGUUCUACCAAAACCUUACUGCAUAUAUAUCAGGAUAUACACCCCCCUUCCUGUAUCACUCCUCUGUUCUGAUCACUCCUGUUCUGAUCACUCCUUCCUGUAUCACUCCUCUGUUCCGAUCACUCCUUCCUGUAUCACUCCUCUGUUCUCAUCACUCCUUACUGUAUCACUCCUCUGUUCUGAUCACUCCUUCCUGUAUCACUCCUCUGUUCCGAUCACUCCUUCCUGUAUCACUCCUCUGUUCUCAUCACUCCUUCCUAUCUGGUCAGUAUAUAGGCUACUGUAUGUUUGUUUUAGAUGGUUUUAGUUACUAAAUGUUUGUGGAGCAAUAAACUGUAUAAGGUCCUUCA